AUGGAGGAUUCUGGCAGAAUCAACGUGACCAUGACAAUGGGAGAGUACGAACUCUUCAAAGAGGCCAAGAAGCGGGCAACCUUUGAAAAGAAACAAACUACUGCCUCCCGACCGGGAAAGCUACCUGAGGUUUCAAGGAACCGGCUCACGCCUCUGAUAGAGGUUCCAAGAGAAAAUAACCCAUGGAAUUUCCUCUUGCCUUUUAUAGAGAGUCCGGCCAGGGUUAUUACCAGUCGGAUCCUGGUUGCUACAACUACAAGGAGCAACCGUAAGUUUCUGUGGCAGAAAGUUCUCUGCCCAAGGACUCGAAGACGGGAAAGACUAUUGUCCUCGGAGAAGAACGUUGUCAAAGAUCCUGAAUACCACCUCCGCAAGUUCAGGAACGCGGUUCUGCUACAUCAGUAUAGCGAUGUCAUUAAAUGUCGGGUAUUCUUGAAUACCCUAUCGGGCUCUGCCAAAAAAUGGUUCGAUAGACUGCCGCAUGGGUCCAUCACUUGCUUCUCCGAUUUCAAGAUAGCAUUCCUACGCCACUUUGCCAGCAGCAGGAAGUAUCAAAAGAUGGACCACUACUUGUUUGUUCUCAAGCAAGGACCCUCUGAACCGUUGAGAAGCUACAUCAAACGCUUCAAUCAAGUGGCCCAGGAUGCCCCCUCAGCCACAUCAGAAAUACUCAUGAGUGCCUUCUCUCAUGGGCUAACAGAGGGAGAGUUCUUUAGGGAUCUCAUCAGAAAUCCCGUAAAGAAUUUCGAUGAGAUGCUGGAGAAGGUGACCAGCUACAUUAAUGUGGAGGAAGCGCAAGCGGCGCGAAGGAAGACAUACAAACCUCCUCCUGUAAACAAGAUUGAGAGAAGAGUACCUCAACCGCCUGCUCAACCUCUCCCACGUGCUCGUGAAGCCAGACCUACCUUCCACCCAGGUCAGGAUGUUCGGUCGGGCCUACGGGUAGCUACAGUUCAUGCUCGCCGACCUGGACCUUGGGGACCGCGCUAUUGCACAUAUCAUCGGUCCCACAUGCACGCCACCAGUGAUUGUUACCAAUUUGCCCGGGAUUCUCAUCGCUCCGCCGAGCUGAGCCUGCCACCCCCCGAGUUGGCCCCACAGAUCAGGGAGGACCUAGAAUGUAACAACAAAGGCGUGCCGGGGAGCCAGGAGAAGCCCGAAAGGCGAAAAUCGGGGCAACACCGCCAUUCACGACAUAGGCAUAAUCUCCGGAGGACCUACCGACGGAGUUCAGGCAGGGCACGCAAGUCUCAUGAACGCCGUCUGGAGAUCCAUGCUGUUGGAUGCAGCAGGGAGCAGGCCGCUGGUCCUGUCAUCAGCUUUGGGCCACAGGACUUGGAAGGACUGGAGCUGCCUCAUGAUGACACCCUCAUCAUCAAAGUUGUCAUUGCCAAUAGCCGCGUGGCCAGAGUCUUUAUUGACACUGGGAGCUCUGUCAAUGUGUUGUUCAGGUUUGCUUUCGAUGAAAUGCAGAUUGACGCCAGCGAGCUUCAGCCGGUGGCUACUUCCUUAUAUGGUUUUACCGAUAACGAGGUAAAACCCAUGGGGCAGAUCAAGCUAGCCAUAUCUUUGGGGAGUGAACCCUUAGUAAGAACCAAGAGGAGAACCUUCAUUGUGGUAGAUUCUCCCUCCUCUUACAACGUCAUCCUGGGCCGACCUACUUUGCACGAGUUCCGGGUUGCUGUUUCCACUUUCCAUCAAAAAAUUAAGUUCCCCAUGGGAGAGUGGGUCAGGGAAGUUAGAGGGGAGCAGCAGGUUUCUAGGCGAUGCUAUAUCGACAUGGUCAAAGUGGAGGCUCGCAAGGCGCAGAGGACUUAG
Molecule: messenger RNA, 1818 nt
Organism: Zingiber officinale
Lineage: Eukaryota; Viridiplantae; Streptophyta; Magnoliopsida; Zingiberales; Zingiberaceae
Exons: 3
Coding region: 1-1818 (605 amino acids)
Source: RefSeq, a predicted model, not a curated record